AACUUUGUUAACAUUCCAACAUCAUAAUCCAAGCAGACGAAUUACAUAGAAGGCAACCAUUUUCAGAAAAAUAUCUUGCUUGUUGUGUGUGUGUGUUUGGCAUGGCUAGUCUUAGUCAUUCCAGUAACAAUGAGAGGCAUGAUGGUCAAGCUGGUAUACCCUCUGUUUAUAGAGGAGUACGGAAGAGGAAAUGGGGCAAAUGGGUGUCUGAAAUCCGCGAACCGGGGACCAAGAACCGUAUCUGGCUAGGUAGUUUCGAGACUCCUGAAAUGGCUGCAACCGCCUAUGACGUUGCAGCAUUCCAUUUCAGGGGACGAGAGGCUCGUCUGAACUUCCCUGAGUUCGUCAGCAGCCUGCCACGUCCCGCAGACUCGAGCUCGGACAGCAUUCGCAUGGCGGCUCACGAGGCAGUACUCUGUCUCAGAACAGAACCGGUGGAGUCAGCCAUGCAUGUGGACACUUCAAGCUCCUCCAACGCAGGUCCAACGAUGGUCAGGCUCUCCCCCAGAGAAAUUCAAGCGAUCAACGAGUCAACUUUGGGGUCUCCUACCAUGUUGAUGCAUUCAACAGAUGACUACUCGAUGGGGUUUGCCAAUUAUAUGGGGAUGAAUGUUUGGGAUACAUACCAUACUGACUCUCUUUGGGAUACUUAAAACCAGGAGAGAGCUCAAAUCUUACAAUAUUGGGUUCAUAGCAGCUUAAGUUACUGGCCUAGAAUGCUCAAGUAUUAGGGUGUAGUUUCUAGAAUCAAGAACACGGGUUUGCUGAUUCAUUUCUGACGUUAUAGCAAAGAAUAAAGUUCAUCCGAGUUAUGCAGGAAGGACACUUGUAUUCUUCUAAAGGAAAAAUGAGCUUGAUGGGUCCCAGAUAUGGACCUCUUCACCAAUAGUUUUAAAUUAAACUGUUUGUUACUAAUAGACACAUAGCUUCUAUUUAAUAAGCUGUGUUAAAGAUUGUGAGGUGUGACUCAUUUUUUUUUUUUUUUGUUUUCAGUUGUUUGUUAACUAAUAUGCUUAUGUAAUUCAAUUUGAUUCUGUAGUUUAGUAACCUGGAUUUGGUUGGUAUUAUCUUGUAUGGAUCCCUGAAAACUAUAGGAUAUUUUUUAUUCUGACUAUACUUUUGCUUU
Messenger RNA from Raphanus sativus (radish), 1126 nucleotides. RefSeq names its product ethylene-responsive transcription factor ERF021-like. Gene Ontology annotation, biological process: regulation of DNA-templated transcription. The transcript has a single exon. Gene Ontology annotation, molecular function: DNA-binding transcription factor activity; DNA binding. The record is from RefSeq and is a predicted model, not a curated record. Lineage: Eukaryota; Viridiplantae; Streptophyta; Magnoliopsida; Brassicales; Brassicaceae. The coding region runs from base 102 to 653 and encodes 183 amino acids.